This is a messenger RNA of Trypanosoma brucei brucei TREU927, 291 nucleotides long. RefSeq lists its product as hypothetical. The coding region runs from base 1 to 291 and encodes 96 amino acids. NCBI's taxonomy places the organism in Eukaryota, Euglenozoa, Kinetoplastea, Trypanosomatida, Trypanosomatidae. The transcript has a single exon. The record is from RefSeq and is a predicted model, not a curated record.
AUGCUUUGUGUAACUUCAGCUAUAUUUCUUUUGGACAGAAUAAAAAAUAGCUGCGUACAUUCCACUCUUUCCCACAAUAUAAGGCACGUCACUUUUUAUAUUCGCACGAUAUGCCGUCUCUGUUUCCCAACACAUGUGCUUAGUUUCACCGACUCAGCUGAACGCUACGGUUUGGUUUGGUUGUGCGUCCUACUUGGUUGUCAUCUCUUCCUGUUUUCGUUUAUAACUAAGGAAUACACAGAAGGAUGGACUAGAACUCAAAACGCUUUGUGCCGUCCGUCAAAUAGAUAG